AUGUUUUCUUUUAAUUAUGCAGAUAACACAGCUCGGAUUUUAACAAGGAGGAAUGGAUUUAACAGGCAUGAAAUAAACACAUAUCUUUUACCAGUGGUCAUAUCUGACAACGACUACCCAAUUCAAAGCAGUACUGGAACGUUAACCAUAAGAGUAUGCACAUGUGACAGCAAGGGAAACAUGCAGACGUGCAGUGCUGAGGCCUUACUCUUACCUGCUGGUCUGAGUACAGGUGCUUUAAUUGCAAUUCUGCUUUGCAUCAUUAUACUUCUUCUUAUUGUGGUGCUGUUUGCUGCCUUGAAAAGACAGAGAAAGAAAGAACCAUUAGUCCUGUCUAAAGAGGACAUUAGAGACAACAUUGUAAGCUACAAUGAUGAAGGAGGCGGAGAAGAAGAUACACAAGCCUUUGAUAUUGGCACACUCAGAAAUCCUGGUGCGAUUGAGGAUAAGAAACACCGUAGAGAUAUUGUCCCUGAAAGCCUGUUGUUACCAAGGAGAACUGCUUCUGUGCCAGACAAUACAGAUGUUCGUGAUUUCAUUAACCAAAGGCUAAAAGAGCAUGACAAUGAUCCUAUUGCACCACCCUAUGAUUCACUUGCAACAUAUGCAUAUGAAGGAAAUGAUUCUAUAGCUGAAUCUUUAAGUUCUUUAGAGUCUAGUACAACAGAAGGGGACCAAAACUAUGAAUACCUCAAGGAAUGGGGUCCUCGUUUCAACAAACUAGCUGAAAUGUACGGCAGUGGGGAGAGUGAUAAAGAUUCUUAA
This is a messenger RNA of Staurois parvus, 765 nucleotides long. Lineage: Eukaryota; Metazoa; Chordata; Amphibia; Anura; Ranidae. The record is from the annotation of a GenBank genome assembly.